Molecule: messenger RNA, 2718 nt
Organism: Gopherus flavomarginatus (Mexican gopher tortoise)
Lineage: Eukaryota; Metazoa; Chordata; Testudines; Testudinidae
Gene: PITPNB
Product: phosphatidylinositol transfer protein beta
Exons: 11
Coding region: 82-900 (272 amino acids)
Biological process (GO): phospholipid transport
Cellular component (GO): cytoplasm
Molecular function (GO): phosphatidylinositol transfer activity; phosphatidylcholine intramembrane carrier activity; phosphatidylcholine binding
Source: RefSeq, a predicted model, not a curated record
UCCGAUCCCGGAAACAGCGAGGUGAAGGCUGGGUAAGCGGUGCCGGUCGCGCCUGCGCACUGUGGCUCUGGGUACGGGAAGAUGGUGCUUAUCAAGGAAUUCCGAGUGGUUUUACCAUGCUCAGUGCAGGAGUAUCAAGUUGGGCAACUUUACUCUGUGGCAGAAGCUAGUAAAAAUGAAACAGGAGGUGGUGAAGGAAUUCAAGUCUUAAAGAAUGAGCCUUAUGAAAAGGAUAGUGAAAAGGGACAGUAUACUCACAAAAUCUAUCACUUAAAGAGUAAAGUUCCUGGGUUUGUAAGGAUGAUUGCUCCAGAAGGCUCCUUGGUAUUCCAUGAAAAGGCUUGGAAUGCAUAUCCAUAUUGUAGAACAAUUGUAACGAAUGAAUAUAUGAAAGAUGACUUCUUCAUAAAAAUCGAGACUUGGCAUAAACCAGACUUGGGGACAUCAGAAAAUGUGCACGACUUGGAUCCAAACACGUGGAAGAGUGUUGAAGUUGUCCAUAUUGACAUUGCAGACAGAACUCAAGUAGAACCAGCAGACUAUAAAGCUGAUGAGGACCCAGUAUUGUUUCAGUCGGUGAAGACCAAGAGAGGACCUUUGGGUCCUAACUGGAAGAAAGAGCUAGCAGCUGAUGAAGACUGCCCUAAAAUGUGUGCUUACAAGUUGGUGACUAUCAAAUUUAAAUGGUGGGGACUACAGAACAAAGUAGAAAACUUUAUCCAGAAGCAAGAAAAGAGGAUAUUUACCAACUUCCAUCGCCAGCUGUUUUGUUGGAUUGACAAGUGGAUUGAUCUGACUAUGGAAGACAUCAGGAGAAUGGAGGAUGAAACCCAACGAGAGCUGGAAGCGCUACGUAAUCAAGGCCAAGUGAGAGGAACAAGUGCUGCCAAUGAUGAAUGAUGAUGGAUCUGACCUGUCACUUGCAGGGUUGAUACAUAAAUGUGUGUGUGGAUGCAUGAUUAUCUGUAUAUAAUUAUAUAUACAUACACGCAUACUGAGGGCUGUUACAGUUUCUCCAGGGUACUAUACCCAUCUUCAGCAAAGAUACAAAGAAAACUGCUUUCAUUAUAAAUAUCUGAAGCAAAUACAAAUUGACUGAGUAGUGUCAUUUAAAGGAUAAAUUGACUGCAGAAUUAUGCUAACUGGUAUGUUUCCUGAAUGUCAGUACUGGACCAAUUUAUUCUCCUCUUGAAUCACUCUGCUAUAAUAUGUCUAUCUCAUUAUAAGCCAACAAAUUCAGAUAAAGUAAUUUUAAAUUUCGUGUUUUCCCUAUGUGAUUUUGGAAUAGGAACUAUGCAUGUAUUUAUACCUAUUUAUUUCUGGAUUGUCAUCUAAGUCAAAUCAGAAAAAAAAAUUUCUAUUUGUGAGAAUUGGAAGACUUUUGCUGUUGAAUGAGGAAUACAAUAAUGGCCCAACUUUUACUCAUCUUGCUGAAAGAAAUCACCUGUUUUAUUGGAGUUUUGUACAUUGAAAUUCAAAUGUUUUCUUCAUUAAAAAUUGGCAAAAUUAAGGAAAAAGGCUUGUGAUUUAUAACAGUUUGAACUGAACAAUUUUCCAGGAGGCUUUCUGACAGAAUAACUGACAAUACCGGUAUUGUAUACCUUUAAAGUAUCUUUUAGGCUGUGUAGUUUAAUUGAAUUCCCUAGAAUAACAUUUAUUUCUGAAAUUAUUUUUUUUCAAAGUUUUCGUUUGGAAACUAUGCAAAUGGUCUCAAUUUCACACACAUUGCGCAAUGGAAUAUAACAGUGACUUUUAGCUCUUUUCAUGUUGAAAAUUCACUUUUAAAAAAGAUGUUCACUUUCAGAUAUGAUGAAAGUUUAAAUUGUAGCAUCUGAUGCUUCUCUGAUUUAUUAGAAGUAGACAUAAAAGGAAAGAUGGUAUAAUAAAGGCCUUUUUUAGAUAGUUCUCAAAUAGUAAGUUGUCUUCAUGAUUUUUUUAAAGAAAAAUAUUCCAAUUGAAGCAUAUCAUAAGAUUUAUUAUCAAAAUGCUUGUUAAAUCAGGAACAACUUAUUUUAGGACCACUAGUUAGGUAAGGUUUCCUCCCAGAAGCCUCUGUAGGGUGAGGUUUGCUGAAGGAUCUCUGUCUAGUUUUUCAACCUCACACCCACACCAGACGCUUGGGAAUAAUUGCUUAUUUAAUUAACUGAUAGCGAGAGUGAUUCGUCUUCCUUUACAGUCAGUGGCAAAACUUUCAUUGACUUCAAGGGGAGCAGAUCAGGCUUUGAAUAUGACUAGCCCACCUAGCCCAUCACCUGCAAUGACGGUCAGACAAGUGGACAUGGAUUUUUUGUAUGUCUGUACUGUAUUAUUGCCUCACUAUCUUCCCUGCUACAAGGUCAGUCUUUGGUUAGUCCUUUCUCUCCUAGCAAUGAAAAUAGAUGUCUAUUCUCUGUACCAGCAGAAGAUUGGUUUUGUAAAAACUUUUAAACCAUGUUUAUACAACUUGCUACAAGGAGGGUUUUUGCAAAUUUGUGAAACUAAGGGCUCAGUCCUCUUUUCAGUGCAGAAAUGUAACUCCUACUCUCACCAAUGGGAGCCGGAAUACAUUCCAAGGAGGGAAAGGAACCCCUAUCGUUUUCAUGGUUUUUUGGACUAGCUAUGAAAAUUUGAGGAAACUUUGUAGUGAAUGUAAAUGUUUAGUUUACUUUGGCAGUCUCUGAUGUGAACUACAGUAAAACAGUCAAUGAAAUUUAAUUAAAUAAAUUUGAUCAUAAAAUA